CCACGGAGGGAGCGGAGAGGACACGGCCAGGGGAGGCGCAGGUCCCGCGUGGAGGAGGCGCCGUUCCCACAGCCCCGCUUGUGGAGCGGGACGCAGCCCCGCGGCCAGGAGACCGCCCAGGGCCCAUGGAGCACACGCACGCCCACCUCGCCGCCAACAGCUCGUCCUGGUCCCCUGGCUCGGCCUGCGGCCUGGGCCUCCUGCCCGUGGUCUAUUACAGCCUCCUGCUGUGCCUCGGCUUACCAGCGAACAUCCUGACGGUGAUCAUCCUGUCCCGGCUGGUGGCGCGGAGGCAGAAGUCCUCCUACAACUACCUCCUGGCGCUGGCCGCCGCCGACAUCCUGGUCCUCUUCUUCAUCGUGUUCGUGGACUUCCUGCUGGAGGACUUCAUCCUGCGCACCCAGAUGCCCGCGGUGCCCAACCAGGUGGUGGGCGUGCUGGAGUUCUCCGCCAUCCACACCUCCACCUGGAUCACCGUGCCGCUCACGGUGGACCGCUACAUCGCCGUCUGCCACCCGCUGCGCUACCACGCCGUGUCCUACCCCGCGCGCGCCCGCAGGGUCAUCGCGGGCGUGUACGCCGCCUGCCUGCUCACCAGCGUCCCCUACUACUGGUGGCCCGACCUCUGGGCGGAGGGCCACGCCAGCUCCGCCGCGCACCACGCGCUCGUCUGGGCGCACUGCGUCACCGUCUACCUGGUGCCCUGCUCCAUCUUCUUCGCCCUGAAUUCGGCCAUCGUGCGCCGGCUGCGGCGGAGGAGCGCGCUCCGCCUGCGCGGCUGCCCCGCGGGCCGCACCACGGCCAUCCUGCUCGCCAUCACCUCGGCCUUCGCCGCGCUCUGGGCGCCGCGCAUCGCCGUCAUCCUCUACCACCUGUACGGCGCGCCUGUGAGGAACCGCCGGCUGGCGCACGUGGUGGCGGACGUGGCCAACAUGCUGGCGCUGCUGAACACGGCCGCCAACUUCUUCCUGUACUGCUUCAUCAGCAGGCGCUUCCGCGCGCUGGCGGCCACCACGCUCAGGGCGCUGUUCACCUGCCGCAAGCAGCCCGCGCAGUUCCCCGCCAGCCACAACUUCUCCAUCACCAGCAGCCCCUGGGUCUCCCCCGCCAACUCGCACUGCAUCAAGAUGCUGGUGUACCAGUACGACAGGGAUGGUAAGCCUGCCAGCGCCUCCCCGUGACCCCGAGCUGAUUCAGGCUGGGGUAGGAGGGCGGCGACAGAGGCUGCCUGCCUCCAGGGGCUGAGCAGCUCAGACUUCGGGUGAGAACAGACAGAGGAGAACAAAGUUUGCACUUGCGCCAUUAUUGUCACAAAGGCACCGUGACAGCUAAAGUCCCUGCCAGUUGAAGGUCGUCUCAUCACUCUGUGGCCAGUAAGGACGGGGUAGAGACACGUGUGAAAUAGUCUGUGACUUGGCCCUGUCGACAGUCACACUCACUGGAACUGUAUGUGGCGCAUGAGGCACAGUACCCCUAGCUGAGCCACUCUUCCUCAAAGAGCUGGGGUCACCCGUCACUUCCCAGUGCUCUUCCCAGCAGCUAGCAGUGCUGACCAAUUUGGGAUUUUUCUGGGGUGCCCUGUGUCCCAGAGAAGUUGUGGUUUUGGAGUGGCCCCAGCACUCCUCGCUGCAAAACGAAUCUGUGAGAACAGGGUGGUAUCGUGUCAUCAUCCUGUGGCCAGUAAGGACGGGGUAGAGACAUGUGUGACCCUGGCCAGAGCUUCUUUGGAAAGACUCCAAACCAACAUCACUCUACCCUCAGCCUUUGAGGUCCGAGGCACAGUCUUUCUAUUCACCGUGAUGUGGACACUUUAUCCAUCUCCUUCAACGCAGAAACCCUACUGCUGCAGGUGGAGAGGAUGGUUUCUUGAGCCCAGAAGAAAAAAGCCCACUUUGCCAUUGUUUCAGUUCACCCGUGUGAGCUGUGUGCAGUCCUGUUAGUCAAACAGCUUCCUGCUGCAGCCCUGCUGCGCUUCCUGGAGAAGCCUUUCGCACACAGCCGCCACCGCCUCCUUGCUUGCUGAAGCCCCCACCACCUCCUUUUAUUUGAAGUGACUUCUGAGCUGGAUUUGAUUUUUGAGGGCCAAGAGCUGUAGCUCUCCAAGUGUGAAGACAGGAUUCUCUGCUUUGCCCACAGGCCAGCUGGCUUUGCCAUCCAGCCACACAUGCAGACACACACUUUGCAGGCACACAUGUACAGGCACACACAUGCAGGCACACAUACAU
Messenger RNA from Myotis myotis, 2225 nucleotides. RefSeq names its product G protein-coupled receptor 139 (gene GPR139). Lineage: Eukaryota; Metazoa; Chordata; Mammalia; Chiroptera; Vespertilionidae. Bases 126 to 1181 code for a protein of 351 amino acids. Gene Ontology annotation, cellular component: membrane. The transcript is spliced from 2 exons. Gene Ontology annotation, molecular function: G protein-coupled receptor activity. Gene Ontology annotation, biological process: G protein-coupled receptor signaling pathway. The record is from RefSeq and is a predicted model, not a curated record.